Messenger RNA from Daphnia pulex (common water flea), 1209 nucleotides. RefSeq names its product putative gustatory receptor 2a. The transcript is spliced from 5 exons. The record is from RefSeq and is a predicted model, not a curated record. Lineage: Eukaryota; Metazoa; Arthropoda; Branchiopoda; Diplostraca; Daphniidae. Gene Ontology annotation, cellular component: dendrite; neuronal cell body; membrane. Gene Ontology annotation, biological process: sensory perception of taste. Bases 1 to 1209 code for a protein of 402 amino acids.
AUGUCUCACUGUGGCCUCGUCAAAGUUAAGCCAAUUGGAUUAAAUGAGUCCGAACAAGACGUUAAGAUCAGCACAUCAGAACACCGGAAAAUCCUCUGGAGUCUCGAACCUCUAACAAGGUGGAUGUGGGUGCUGGGAAUUCCAAUUCCUCCCUCACUGGAAGACUCUAAUUGUCGGCUGCCCAGUCAUCUCUAUCGCAUCUUUUGUUUCUCUAUAGUAUUGUUGAUCCAAUCAAGUCAGCUAAUCCACAUCUUUUAUCACGCCGAGGAUGUUUCAAUGGCUUACAUGAGCGGAUUGGCAACAUCGGCCUUGAACUCCGUCUUCAUCAUUGAAAAUUUUUGUUUGGCCGUUUACAUCGUCGGCAGUCAUGUUUGCUUUUUAUUACUCACUCGAUCGAAGACAUGGUCGGAUUUAAUUAAUUCAUUCGCUCUGCUGGAGGAAAGCAUUUCAUGUUCGGACAAACUCUUCAUUUCUUGCAGAAAACUUGCUGUCAAAUUGAUUAUUUACCUAAUCUUUUCGUUUGUGUGGGUGGCGGCCCUACUAGUCAUGGAAAACAUUUACAAUAGCAAUUCUGUCACACGCAAAAUUAUGGACGUGUCUGGCUUUCUGAACAAGAUUUAUCCAUCUGUCCAGCUGGUCUUGUUUUGCACCCUAACAGGAGUUGUUUCACAUCAACUCAAAGCCAUCCGCAAGCGCAUAUCGUCGGCUCCAACUUCGGUUGAAGCUCAGCGUUCCCAACUGAUUGCUCUCCGGAAUCACCAUCGCUUAAUCUGCAAGACGGUUCGCAAACUAAACCGCUACUUUGGAGUCUUUCUGACUAUUGAAGUCGGCUACGUAUUUGUCAUUUCCAUUACUACUUCUAUGUACAUCCUGUUGGGCGGGAUGAGCAUUGACGGGCUCUUGGAACUGUUGAACGGUUCCAUUUCGAUCGAUGUUUUCAUUCACCUCUUUCUUCUGACUUCUUUUUCCGAUGACAUCGUUAGUCAGACAGAUAAAGUCUACGAGGCCUUGUUACAGUUACUUUAUCACCAUCCAUCGUUACAAAAUGAGGUGUCCUUAUUCACUGAGCAGCUAACGCACAUGAGACCCCAAAUCAGUGCAUUCGGUUUCUUUGCAGUGGGUAAACAUCUUUUACCAUCGCUAAUAGGAACAACGUUGACUUACUUCCUUAUCCUUCUGCAGUUUCAUUCAGCUGAAAAACCACCAUAA